AUGGAGAAAUCCAGGGAUACAGAGAAAACCAGGGACACAGAAAAACAGACAUGGGGAAAACCAGGGACACGGGGAAAACCACGGACAUGGAGAAAUCCAUGGAUACGGAGAAACCCAAGGAAAAAGAAAACCACUGUCAUUGAGAAAACCAGGGAUACGGAGAAAACCAGGGACAUGGAGAAUACCAGGGACAUGGAGAAUACCAGGGGUACAGAGAAAACUAGGGACAUGGAGAAUACCAGGGGUACAGAGAAAACUAGGGACAUGGAGAAUACCAGGGGUACAGAGAAAACCAGGGACAUGGAGAAUACCAGGGGUACAGAGAAAACUAGGGACAUGGAGAAUACCAGGGGUACAGAGAAAACUAGGGACAUGGAGAAUACCAGGGGUACAGAGAAAACCAGGGACAUGGAGAAUACCAGGGGUACAGAGAAAACUAGGGACAUGGAGAAUACCAGGGGUACAGAGAAAACUAGAGACAUGGAGAAUACCAGGGGUACAGAGAAAACUAGGGACAUGGGGAAUACCAGAGGUACAGAGAAAACCAGGGACAUGGAGAAUACCAGGGGUACAGAGAAAACUAGGGACAUGGAGAAUACCAGGGGUACAGAGAAAACUAGGGACAUGGAGAAUACCAGGGGUACAGAGAAAACUAGGGACAUGGAGAAUACCAGGGGUACAGAGAAAACCAGGGACAUGGAGAAUACCAGGGGUACAGAGAAAACUAGGGACAUGGAGAAUACCAGGGGUACAGAGAAAACUAGGGACAUGGAGAAUACCAGGGGUACAGAGAAAACUAGGGACAUGGAGAAUACCAGGGGUACAGAGAAAACUAGGGACAUGGGGAAUACCAGGGGUACAGAGAAAACCAGGGACAUGGAGAAUACCAGGGGUACAGAGAAAACUAGGGACAUGGAGAAUACCAGGGGUACAGAGAAAACUAGGGACAUGGGGAAAACCAGGGACACAGAAAAACACGGACAUAGUGAAAUCCAUGGAUACGGAAAAACCCAAGGAAAAAGAAAACCAGGGACACGGAGAAAACCAGGGACACGGAGAAUUCCAGGGAUACUGAGAAAUCAAGGGAUACGGAGAAAACCAGACAUGGGGAAAACCAGGGACCUGGGGAAAACCACGGACAUGGAGAAAUCCAUGGAUACGGAGAAACCCAAGCAAAAAGAAAACCAGGGACAUGGAAAAAACAGGGAUACGGAGAAAACCAGGGAUACAGAGAAAUCUAGGCAUACAGUGAAAAUUCUGGAUAUGAAAUUGUCAUUCAUCAUCUGA
Molecule: messenger RNA, 1287 nt
Organism: Haliotis rubra (blacklip abalone)
Lineage: Eukaryota; Metazoa; Mollusca; Gastropoda; Lepetellida; Haliotidae
Exons: 1
Coding region: 1-1287 (428 amino acids)
Source: RefSeq, a predicted model, not a curated record